CCACGUCUGAUCACGUCACUCUCUGAUCGUUUAAGAGACAAGAAACAUCACAGAUCGGUGACAAUCUGACGGGAGAACCGUGUGUGUGUUUGCAGAUGGACAUAACAUCGCGAAGACGGAACGCGAGCGAGCAGUGAGAGUUUAAAAGAGAUUCCAGCCGUGUCUGCCUACACAGUCAGCUACAAUGAGUGGCAAAUCGGCCCUCAACAAGGAAGUCUUUAUUCCCAAUGAUGAAAGAAUGCUGGCGGCUGUCCUGGUGAAAAGGAGGACAAAGAAGAAAAUCCCGUUCUUGGCUACAGGAGGUCAGGGAGACUACACCACAUUCAUCUGCUUAUCAGUGACCAAUAAGAAACCAACAAAGGUUUUCAUCACAAAAGUCAAGCAGUUCCAGGGUUCAACGUCUUUUGUAAGAAGAUCACAGUGGACAAUCGACCAGCUGCAACAGGUCAACGGCAUCGACAUCCGGGAUUGUGCAGAGUUUGACUUGACAUUUGAGAAUGGAUGUGACCAGUGGACGGCAGGUUCUGCUGUAGAGAAGUGCACGUUUGUCCAAAUCCUCCAUCAUACCUGCCAGCGGUACAUAUCCAACGGAAAACCAGAGUUUGUCAACUGCCACUCCAAACUGCUGGGAGGUAACAGUGUCCUGAACAAUGCAGUAGGCAGCGCUACCAGCGCAAUGCAGAAGGCCAGUCAGGCACUGAAUGAGCGUGGCGAGAGACUGGGACGUGUGGAGGAGAAGACAGGCGAAAUGAAGAAUAGUGCACAGCAUUUUGCUGACACUGCACACAAGCUCGCCAUGAAGCACAAGUGUUAAGUUAUCGGCAUAUCUUUGAAGAAUCUGGUACCAAUUCAACUGGCCCCAGCACAGUCUCGGCUGUCAGAGACUCUUGAUGGGAUGUGCAUGAAGUAUCAUAUGAGUAGAUGAGGACCUGGUGCAUCACACUGUUGCUUAAAUCUAAAUGGCUCUUGCCUCCAACAUGAUAACUCUUUUUGUUGUCCAUGGAUGGGUUUUUUGGUCAUUAAGCUUAUGUAUUGUUUCCUGUAUUCUCACUGUAUUGCAGACCUUAUAAUUAUUAUAUUUUUUAAAGAUUCUUACAAGGUGUAAAAUAGUUUAGAUUUCAAAUGCCUGCUGAUAUCUCUGAAAUAUCAUUCUGCAUUGUUUGCAAAAAGUGUUUGACAAGUGUAUGAAAUUACAAAUAUAUUUUUUAAAUCUCAAGACCUGCUCUUUUCUAAUCAAUCAGUUUUAGAUGAUUUGAAAUUUGUAGUAGAAAAACUAAAUGAUUUCGAUGAACUGCCUCUACUCAUUCUUUCAUUGUUCAUGUAUCUCCCACACUUUCAGUUAAGGCCCACAGUACUCUCAUUAUGUGUUAAUGCAGCAUGUAAAUCUGGAAGGAUCCCACAGAUAGGGUGGGCAUUGCCCCCCUAGAGUUUCCUUGUGCUCCCCAGAAACUUUUGCUGCCCCCUAGCCCAGUCGGAUGACAAAACAAGAGAACCCUUUGCCCACCCUAAAGGUCAAGAUACCCCCCACAAAGAUCUCCUCCUAGUACCAGCCCUGGUUGGAAGUGUCUGGUUCUGAAAAUACCAUCUGACAUAUAAACAAUUUUGUAUAAAAUUUUCUUUUGCUGAAGAAGCUCUGAUGAUAGCAUAUGGCAUACACCUCUGUAUUUCUUUUU
Messenger RNA from Xyrauchen texanus (razorback sucker), 1673 nucleotides. RefSeq names its product syntaxin-binding protein 6-like. The transcript is spliced from 6 exons. Bases 185 to 814 code for a protein of 209 amino acids. Lineage: Eukaryota; Metazoa; Chordata; Actinopteri; Cypriniformes; Catostomidae. The record is from RefSeq and is a predicted model, not a curated record.